Staurois parvus is the source of this 448-nucleotide messenger RNA. Lineage: Eukaryota; Metazoa; Chordata; Amphibia; Anura; Ranidae. The record is from the annotation of a GenBank genome assembly.
GGGAGACCAGAUAUAGUGAAUGCAGGGUCUGGGGAGAGCAGAUAUAGUGAAUGCAGGGUCCGGGGAGAGCAGAUAUAGUGAAUGCAGGGUCCAGGGAGAGCAGAUAUAGUGAAUGCAGGGUCCGGGGAGAGAGCGGAUAUAGUGAAUGCAGGGUCCGGGAGAGUGGAUAUAGUGAAUGCAGGGUCCGGGGAGAGCAGAUAUAGUGAAUGCAGGGUGUGGGGAGACCGGAUAUAGUGAAUGCAGGGUCCUGGGGAGAGCGGAUAUAGUGAAUGCAGGGUCCGGGGAGACCGGAUAUAGUGAAUGCAGGGGUCCAGGGAGAGCAGAUAUAGUGAAUGCAGGGUUCAGGGGAGAGCAGAUAUAGUGAAUGCAGGGUCCGGGGAGAGACCGAUAUAUAGUGAAUGCAGGGUCCGGGGAGAGCGGAUAUAGUGAAUGCAGGGUCCGGGGAGAG